Orycteropus afer afer is the source of this 2462-nucleotide messenger RNA. RefSeq names its product eukaryotic translation initiation factor 3 subunit B (gene EIF3B). Gene Ontology annotation, biological process: translational initiation. Lineage: Eukaryota; Metazoa; Chordata; Mammalia; Tubulidentata; Orycteropodidae. Gene Ontology annotation, cellular component: eukaryotic translation initiation factor 3 complex. The record is from RefSeq and is a predicted model, not a curated record. Gene Ontology annotation, molecular function: translation initiation factor binding; RNA binding; translation initiation factor activity.
AUGCAGGACGCAGAGAACGUGGCGGCGCCCGGAGUGGCCGAGGAGCAGGCCGAGUCGGGGCCGCAGCAGCCCGCUGCCGAGCCGCCGCCCGAGGAGGAGCCGCCGCGGCCCACGGGGCCCGGGGCUCCGGAGGCGGCGGACGCGGUGACCGAGGCCAAGAAGGAGGUGGCGGCGGUGGCCGAGCCCAAGCUUGAAGCGAAGGCAGAGCCGGCGGCCGCGGAGGAGGCGUCAGAGGCGGCCCCCGGUGCCUCGUCGGGCUCGUCACAGUCGCCCUCGCCGGCCCCCGAGGCCGAAGCGGAGCCCCCUGUCCCGGCCCCGGGGGAGGCGCGGGAGGAACCCCGAUCCGAGAGCCGGCCGCAGGCGCCGUCCAGAGAGGCGGCGGAGGACGAGGGCGACGCAGCGGAGGCCGAGCGGCGCGCGGUGGAGAACGGCGACGCGGACGAGCCGUCGUUCAGCGACCCCGAGGACUUCGUGGACGACGUGAGCGAGGAAGAAUUACUGGGAGAUAUUCUCAAAGACCGGCCCCAGGAGGCAGAUGGAAUUGAUUCGGUGAUCGUAGUGGACAACGUCCCUCAGGUGGGACCUGACCGUCUUGAGAAACUGAAAAAUGUCAUCCACAAGAUCUUUUCCAAGUUUGGGAAAAUCACAAAUGACUACUACCCAGAAGAAGAUGGGAAGACAAAGGGGUACAUCUUCCUGGAAUACGCGUCUCCUGCCCAUGCCUUGGACGCUGUGAAGAAUGCUGAUGGCUAUAAGCUGGACAAGCAGCACACCUUCAGGGUCAACCUGUUCACCGAUUUUGACAAGUAUAUGACAAUCAGUGAUGAAUGGGACAUUCCAGAGAAACAGCCUUUCAAAGACCUGGGAAAUCUACGCUAUUGGCUUGAGGAGGCAGAAUGCAGAGACCAGUAUAGUGUGAUUUUUGAGAGUGGGGACCGCACCUCCAUAUUCUGGAAUGAUGUGAAGGACCCUGUCUCAAUUGAGGAAAGAGCGAGAUGGACAGAGACGUAUGUUCGCUGGUCUCCUAAGGGCACCUACCUGGCUACCUUCCAUCAAAGAGGCAUUGCACUCUGGGGCGGAGAGAGGUUCAAGCAGAUCCAGAGAUUCGGCCACCAAGGGGUCCAGCUCAUCGAUUUCUCGCCUUGUGAGAGAUACCUGGUGACGUUCAGCCCCCUGAUGGACACGCAAGAAGACCCUCAGGCCAUCAUCAUCUGGGACAUCCUGACUGGGCACAAGAAGAGAGGUUUUCACUGUGAGAGCUCAGCCCACUGGCCUAUCUUUAAGUGGAGCCAUGACGGCAAAUUCUUUGCCAGAAUGACCCUGGACACCCUCAGCAUCUAUGAAACGCCUUCUAUGGGUCUGUUGGACAAGAAGAGUUUGAAAAUCUCUGGGAUAAAGGACUUUUCUUGGUCUCCUGGUGGUAACAUCAUCGCCUUUUGGGUGCCUGAAGACAAGGAUAUUCCAGCCAGGGUGACCCUGAUGCAGCUUCCUACCCGACAGGAAAUCAGAGUUAGGAAUCUGUUCAACGUUGUCGACUGUAAGCUCCAUUGGCAAAAAAACGGAGAUUACCUGUGCGUGAAGGUGGACAGGACUCCGAAGGGCACCCAGGGUGUUGUCACAAAUUUUGAAAUUUUCCGAAUGAGGGAAAAACAGGUGCCUGUCGAUGUGGUAGAAAUGAAAGAAACCAUCAUAGCCUUUGCCUGGGAACCAAAUGGAAGUAAGUUUGCUGUACUCCACGGGGAGGCACCGAGGAUAUCCGUGUCCUUCUACCACGUUAAAAGCAACGGGAAGAUCGAGCUCAUCAAGAUGUUUGAUAAGCAGCAGGCCAACACUAUCUUCUGGAGUCCUCAAGGGCAGUUUGUUGUGCUGGCCGGCCUGAGAAGUAUGAACGGUGCCUUAGCGUUUGUCGAUACGUCCGACUGCACGGUAAUGAACAUAGCAGAGCACUACAUGGCCUCCGACGUCGAGUGGGACCCUACAGGGCGCUAUGUCAUAACGUCUGUGUCCUGGUGGAGCCAUAAGGUGGACAAUGCGUACUGGCUGUGGACUUUCCAAGGACGCCUCCUGCAGAAGAACAACAAAGACCGCUUCUGCCAGCUGCUGUGGCGGCCUCGGCCCCCAACACUCCUCAGCCAGGAUCAGAUCAAGCAAAUUAAGAAGGAUCUGAAGAAGUACUCCAAGAUCUUUGAGCAGAAGGAUCGUCUGAGCCAGUCCAAAGCCUCAAAGGAAUUGGUGGAGAGGAGGCGAACCAUGAUGGAAGAUUUCCGGAAAUACCGGAAGAUGGCUCAGGAGCUCUACAUGGAGCAGAAAAACGAGCGUCUGGAGUUACGAGGAGGUGUGGAUACUGAUGAAUUAGACAGCAAUGUUGAUGACUGGGAGGAGGAGACCAUCGAGUUUUUUGUCACUGAAGAAAUUAUUCCCCUUGGAAACCAGGAGUGACCUGCAGGCACUGUGGUAAGACU